CUGUUUCCUGCCAAUCUUGUUGCUGCAGCUUUCCGAACGUAUGCGACAGAGUAUAAGUUGGUGCUCAGAAACACUACCUCUGGAAACCUCACGCAAGAGAAGAUCCCUGUUGGUACUGAGAUUGAAGGGAUGAAUAUCCUGGGACUGGUGCUGUUCGCUCUGGUUUUAGGAGUAGCACUGAAAAAGCUUGGCCAGGAAGGGGAAGAUCUGAUUCGCUUCUUUAAUUCAUUCAAUGAGGCAACUAUGGUCUUGGUUUCCUGGAUUAUGUGGUAUGUACCUAUUGGCAUUAUGUUCCUUGUUGGGAGCAAGAUUGUGGAAAUGGAAGAUAUUGUGCUUCUGGUGACCAGUCUGGGAAAAUACAUCUUUGCCUCUAUUUUGGGCCACUUCAUCCAUGGAGGAAUCAUUCUGCCACUUAUUUAUUUUGCAUCCACACGUCAAAAUCCGUAUCGUUUUCUCUUAGGACUUAUCACACCAUUUGCCACUGCUUUUGCCACUUGCUCCAGCUCAGCCACCCUCCCAUCGAUGAUCAAGUGUAUUGAGGAGAACAAUGGAGUUGACAAGAGAAUCAGCAGGUUUAUCCUUCCUAUCGGGGCCACUGUAAACAUGGAUGGAGCUGCUAUUUUUCAGUGCAUGGCAGCUGUGUUUAUUGCUCAGCUAAACAAUGUCGACCUCAAUCCUGGGCAAAUCUUCACGAUUCUUGUGACAGCCACAGCCUCCAGCGUGGGCGCCGCCGGGAUCCCCGCCGGAGGAGUCCUCACCAUCGCCAUCAUCUUGGAGGCCAUUGGGCUUCCCACCAACGACCUGUCCUUGAUAUUAGCCGUGGACUGGAUUGUGGACCGAACCACCACAGUUGUGAAUGUGGAAGGGGAUGCCCUAGGAGCAGGCAUCCUUAAUUACCUGAACCAAAAGGAAAAGAAAGAAAAAGAGCAGGAGCUCAAGGAAGUCCACGUGGAAGCAGUUGCUAACAGCAAGGCUGAAGGGGAAACAUCACCUUUGGUAACCCACAAAAACCCAGUCUCCAACACUACCAGUACAGCAGACCCUGAAUCCAAGGAAUCAGUAUUGUGA
This is a messenger RNA of Chaetura pelagica (chimney swift), 1068 nucleotides long. RefSeq names its product solute carrier family 1 (glutamate/neutral amino acid transporter), member 4 (gene SLC1A4). Gene Ontology annotation, cellular component: plasma membrane. The record is from RefSeq and is a predicted model, not a curated record. NCBI's taxonomy places the organism in Eukaryota, Metazoa, Chordata, Aves, Apodiformes, Apodidae. Gene Ontology annotation, biological process: L-glutamate transmembrane transport; L-serine transport. The transcript is spliced from 7 exons. Gene Ontology annotation, molecular function: L-aspartate transmembrane transporter activity; L-serine transmembrane transporter activity; L-threonine transmembrane transporter activity. Bases 130 to 1068 code for a protein of 312 amino acids.